Dreissena polymorpha is the source of this 4148-nucleotide messenger RNA. Its product is annotated as coiled-coil domain-containing protein 92-like. NCBI's taxonomy places the organism in Eukaryota, Metazoa, Mollusca, Bivalvia, Myida, Dreissenidae. The coding region runs from base 189 to 1169 and encodes 326 amino acids. The transcript is spliced from 4 exons. The record is from RefSeq and is a predicted model, not a curated record.
UGGGGCAUUAGCAUUCUUGUUGUGAGGGGAAACUUUACUGGAGAAAGUAAGAAAUGUUCAGCAUUUUCUUCGCUUCCUUCGUUUAAAAUCAUGGUCCCCUCUGCAAAACACGUGCAAUGUUACCUUAAUAUUUAUAUGAUGUAAAAAAAACACCAGUGGAUUCAGACUAAGUCAAAAUCACGGUCACCAUGUCGAUGCAAGAGGCAAUCCACAAACGUAACCUGGAGGUAUCCAUCCUGUUUAUGCAGCAGCAGCAUGCAGCCACACUGAAGGCCCUCCAUGAGGAAAUACAAACACUGCAGAAAAAAUGCUCAGAUUUGACGUUCGAGUUGAAUAUGGCAGGGCUAGAUGUGAAUGAUGGAGUUCCACCUGAGGUUACGGAGCACAUCAAGCAUCUGGAGAAAAUGAUGGACGCGCAGCGCGAGACGCAGCAUGAGCUUGAGGUGGAGCUGGAGAAGAAGGACCGUCUGAUUAAGGAGAAUGACUACACGUACAAGAGGCAGAAGAUGAAACACAUCGAGGAAAUACGGGCCAAAAACAGGGAACUGGAACAGCUCCGAGCCGAGUUGGACGCAACAGCAAACAGUAGUGCGUACUAUCAAAAUGAACUUCUGAAAAUCAAAAAAGCAAAGUUUCACCCGAUGCCUAAUCAGGAACUUUCUGACACUCAUAAAGACAAAGACAGCUCUGUGAAUCAUGCCCCUGUACCUCCGAAGGAGAGCAGGUCAAACCCAAAGAGGGCGUUUCACAUCCGUCGGACAUUGACUGACAAUUCUAGUAAAGACUCGAUUCUAACGCCCGUCAGACCGGGAAGUAGUGGUGGCGCUGCUCGGGCUGGCUCUGGAAGCACCAGUAGGUCUGAUUCCCCCACUGCGGAGCUUGCCAGGCCGUUCCUGCGGGGUGGGGAGGAGGAGGUUGUACAGAUCAAGCAGUCAAACCCACUUCCCCCCAUACGCACCUCGUCCGGCCGGGUCGUGUUUGGGGAACCGGUCGAGGUUGUACAGCUCAGUGUUCACAACGUGCCACAGCCCCUGUCACGCAGCAAGAAGUCUGUCACCUCCGUCGCUGUACAGGAAGUGGAAACUCUUGCCAUUGGUCAAGUGACCCACGCCGACCCCGCCUGGAAACAUCAGCGGAGGAAGGAGCACCGGAGCUCAGAGUACAGAUAGGCAGUAACAAAUCAUUGGUCUGGGAAAAUGGGGCUUAAUGCAUGUGAGUAAAACCCUGUUUUUCCAGACCGAGGCUUAUUUUUGAAAAAAACUGUGUAUACUUGUUUGAUUGCUUGGAAAGAUUUUACAUAUUAUAUUAAGAAGUAUUUUAAAGGUUUCAUUAUUCCUUUAUGAUAUUUUUGUUUUAAAUAAAACUGAAAGAUGUGUUAAUUUUAUUUUCAGUCCCCCUGUAAUUCUACAUACAGAUUAUGUUCAUCCUAUCAUUUCAUCUAUUUUUCUCACUUGUUUUAUUUUUAUACAGAUUCUAUUAUGUUUUUAUUAAGUGUUUGUGCUAUGUUUAUAAGAUUCUCUUUGUUCUUGAUUUUUUUUCAGACUGUGAUAUUGUGAAUUUUAACAGCUGUCUCUUUGUGAUAGUAACCUACUUAUUUGUGAUGUGAUGCACAAAAGCUGAACAACAUAAAUUUUAUUUCACCUUCAUAGAAUAAAGUAAAACAAAACAUUGCUGACAUCUUAACCUUGUGGCCAAUAAGUUAAGGUAGUAAAAUUAUAGGGCAUAUAUUCUUUGUCCUAUGUUGGUCUUGUAUUCAAUUGACAUUGAUCAUCGCAUUGUAGUCUUUGUUUUCUAUCUUGCUUUAACUGAUUUCGAUUGAUUUAAUUCACAGUGUGUUUAGAAACAAGAUCGAUGAAAAAAAAACUGUUUAAUACUGGACCUAAUUGGCUGAUCAAAUCAAGUUAGGACAAGUGUGAACUGCUAGAUCAUAAUGAGUGGCAAUCUGAGAAAAAGCAUGCGGGUAAAGUGCCUUCAUAUGCAUUAAGCCCUGUUUUCACAAUAAGAGGCUCAUAUAUAGAAUCACAACCAAGUAAAAUGAAUGCGGAGUUAUUUGCUGAAAUUAUGACGAGCUAAGCAUGUUUUACAGUAUGGCAUAUAAGGUAACUGUAUAAUGUACAAGCUGACAGGUCAAACAAGGCAUUAGUGCCAUACAUGUACUUGCAAAUCUUAAGUUAAAAUCAAUACUGACAAACAAAUCAAAGUUUUUAUGUCCCCUACUAUAGUAGUGGGGGACAUUGUUUUUGCCCUGUCUGUUGGUUGGUCUGUUGGUUGGUUGGUUUGCGCCAACUUUAACAUUUUGCAAUAACUUUUGCUAUAUUGAAGAUAGCAACUUCAUAUUUGGCAUGCAUGUGUAUCUCAUGAAGCUGCACAUUUUGAGUGGUGAAAGGUCAAGGUCAUCCUUCAAGGUCAGAGGUCAAAUAUAUGUGGCCAAAAUCGCUCAUUUUAUGAAUACUUUUGCAAUUUUGAAGAUAGCAACUUCAUAUUUGGCAUGCAUGUGUAUCUCAUGAAGCUGCACAUUUUGAGAGGUGAAAGGUCAAGGUCAUCCUUCAAGGUCAGAGGUCAAAUAUAUGUGGCCAAAAUCGCUCAUUUUAUGAAUACUUUUGCAAUUUUGAAGAUAGCAACUUCAUAUUUGACAUGCAUGUGUAUCUCAUGGAGCUGCACAUUUUGAGUGGUGAAAGGUCAAGGUCAUCCUUCAAGGUCAGAGGUCAAAUAUAUGUGGCCCAAAUCGCUUAUUUUAUGAAUACUUAUGCAAUAUUGAAGAUAGCAACUUGAUAUUUGGCAUGCAUGUGUAUCUCAUGGAGCUGCACAUUUUGAGUGGUGAAAGGUCAAGGUCAAGGUCAUCAUUCAAGGUCAGAGGUCAAAUAUAUGUGGCCCAAAUCGCUUAUUUUAUGAAUACUUUUGCAAUAUUGAAGAUAGCAACUUGAUAUUAGGCAUGCAUGUGUAUUCCAUGGAGCUUCACAUUUUGAGUGGUGAAAGGUCAAGGUAAAGGUCAUCCUUCAAGGUCAAAUAUAUGUGGUCAAAAUUGCUCAUGUAAUGUCACUUCUGCAAUAUUGAAGCUAGCAAUUUUAUAUUUGAAAUGCGUGUGUAUCUCAAGGAGCUGCACAUUUUGAGUGGUGAAGGGUCAAGGUCAAGGUCAUCCUUCAAGGUCAAUCGUCAUAUAGGGGGACAUUGUGUUUCACAAACACAUCUUGUUGCUUAUGCAUUGGUUUGCUAUUUGGAUUAUUAUCGUGUUAUGAUUUCUUGUCUGGUAUAAAACAAUUAGAAAAAAAGUUGAAACAAAUAAAGCUAGUUAUCUUAAAUAUUUGUGUUCAUCAAUUCUGAUCUUGACUGACUUUAAAACCGUGCUUUCAUGGUGAUAAUGAUUGUUUUUCAAGUUGUGUUGUUUGUGUGCUCUAUCACUCGUAUGCUGUCACCAUUAUCCAUUUAUCACUUCGAGAUGAUCUCAUGUCAUGUAGUAAAACAAAUAAGCCUCGUUCUGGGAAAACUGGGCUUAAUGCAUGUGUGUAAAGUGUCUUUCCAGAUUCGCCUGUGUACUUUGCACAGGUCAAUCAUAGAAGACACGUUCCGCCUAGACUGGAUUUUCAUUUAGAAAAGACUUCAUUUUAACAAAAAAAAAUCAUAAAUGCGGAAAGGGACAUCCCUGAUUAGCCAGUGCACACUGCACAGGAUAAUAUUAGACAAUACUUUACGCAUAUGCUUUAAGCCCGGUUUUCUCAGAGUGCAGCUUAAAUUAGUUUAGUGAAAUUAUUGUUGUCCUAUUUGUUUACCUGAUCGUAAUUAAACUAAAGUUUUACAGACUGCUGUAAGAUCUUCUCAUGUUCAAGAACAUUACUUUUGUGAUAUGCUUUAUUUUGAAAUAUUCCAUUUAUUGUUUAUCCCAAAUUAACUAAAUGUUGUUUCACUGAGAGGCUGCACUAGGUUUCAUUCCUAAUAUACUUACCAAAUGUGCUGACAUAUGCUAAAGUAGAGAUUACGUGUUAUGUUGCUUCUCGGUUUUGUUUAUACUACAGAAAUGCAUAAAGGCUAAAGCACAAAGUUGCCUUUGCUUAAAGACGUGCUUUGUUAUCAUAUCAUUAAUAUUGUUCGGGUCCACAUCAACUGUGAUGUUACCAUGUUUUGUAAUGGGCACAAUAAAAUACUAAAUAUUU